UUCAACGUCACAGUGUAACUGAUGGGCCUCGAUAUGGGAUAUAGGCCAAGCCAGAUGGAGUGAUAGAUAAGGUGCCAAGAUGACGGUGCCAUAAUUGGGUCCCUGCACCGUGCACGAAGGCAUUCUCCGAGUCUGAACUCUUACCGUCCCAGGAGCUGACGGCAUCAGUAUCUAUGCACUGUUAUAUAGUAAGUACCUACUUAUCGCCUUUGAAUGAACUGGCUUCUUUCCCUUACCUGUACUCAUGACUAACAGGCAGUCUCCUUGUGCUCGUUUCCCACUGAACACCCUUCAUUGGGGCAACAUUGGUCAUGCAACCACAACGCACAGCAGUAAGCCCCCAAAAACGCCUGCGCCAAUAUAUCGACAUGCUGCCCCGUCUGGACCUUGGCCGUGGAUGGACUUCGAGUCGGACAUUAUUUUAGAGACGGAACCUGUUUCCCCACUUAAACAGUCAACAGAACAAUGGAAAUGGAGAGGAUAUCCUCAAAACUUGUUUGGGAACUGGGUCGCCGAUCGAGUUGCACGAUGCAAGAUGGUCGAGAACUGUUCCAGGGAACUUCGAGAAAAAUGCAGCAUCUAUUAUGUCGAUGUGCUUCAAACCGGACACUUCAAACCGGCCAAGGACACUGAUCCACCCAUUGAGGUUGAUGAAAGCGCUUUAAGUCAGCUUUGGGAUCAAUUGCAGGUAGAGCCAACAGGUCUACGUCUCAGGAUGUUGUUCGUCGACAACAUGAAACAUCCCGUACUUCAAAUGCUGGGAACAAGGUACAAUAUCGAACCGUUCUUUUUCACGUCCUCGUUAAACUGGAUCCCUUCUCGAUACCAAGAAGAAGUUAUUAAACAAAAAGGAGAUCACAUUACGGUAACGCUGCUGUUCGUACGCACGGCACCAUGGGAAAAGACCACAGCGUCCUCGCAAAACAAGAACACUUCCGGCGGUGAAAAAGCUAUUGACACUCAGGAGUCGCUUCCUCUUCGCUCUGGUAGAGUCUUUCCCCCCAUUUUUUGUGCUGUGUUUUUCAUGUUUUCAGUCCGCUCGUCAGCGGAAAAGUACCUUCUUCAAGACAUACUCGCUCUGCACAUGAUAAGGUCAUCUGAGCCUAAUGGCAGUACUAUUAUAUCUUACCACCCUAGUGCUCGGUGGAAAAGGACGACCGCAGAGCGAUUACAAAAACUAGUCCACAAAGUGGGAGAGAGCGUGUAUUGGCAAAAGAUUUUUGAACAGUCGAAAGAUCCAACAUUUGUCUUCUUGGCCAUCCUUUGGUAUGCGCUUUACGCCUGGGACGAAUCCUUGGACCAUCUGUACACCCACAUAAACUGGCUGGAAGCAAAUGUGCUAUUGACAAAUGAUAGCCACCUCACGACUGAGUUGCACUCAAUCCAGGCUCGACUGCUCCAUUAUGCUUCACUUCUCGAGGAUUUCCGAAAAUCUGUGACCUUCGUCAAAAACACGCCGAACCCUAUUCUGGAAUCCCACGAAUUCACUGAUCACACAAAACGAGACACGAAUAAACUUAUGCGGAAGGAAUGCGACAAUCUGCUUUCGGAAGUUGACAGGCUGGGUUUCCAGUUGAGAAAUAUCACAGACCUCGCUAAGGCGACCGUGAACUUCGUUGACAGUCGACGGAUGCAAGAUCUGACGACAGCAACGGUCCGUGAUUCGGCCGCUAUGAAACAGAUUUCUUACCUUACAAUGAUUUUCCUCCCUGCCAGCUUCGUUGCGGCGGUAUUUGGUAUGAAUGUCAGGGAAGUCACGCCCGAUGCCACGGAAACCAUAGCCAAUUACGCGGCAGUUGCUGUUUCGUUUACUGUGCUCACUGCAUGGCUUGUAGUUGCAUUCCAAUCUCAGUCCCCCUUCCACGAGCCAGGAUCUGGAUUUUGGCGGCGUCUUGCUUGGCCAGUUUCAUAUGUCAUAAGACCCACAGGCCUGCGGCGGUCGCUCAAAAGCCAACCCGUUGGACUUCUGUAGGCAGAACCUUUUUAUUUACCCAUCAAUGUCAGCGUGAUGACUGAACUAAAUAUUAUGAGAUAAUUGCAUUUUUAGACUGGCUGUUUCUUUACGAGUUAUGACUUGAUACUGUACUAAGUAUGUCGUAUAUUUAGAUUUAAAUAUACCCAGUUUCCUCGGCUCUGAACUUGCGCUUAU
Molecule: messenger RNA, 2149 nt
Organism: Suillus paluster
Lineage: Eukaryota; Fungi; Basidiomycota; Agaricomycetes; Boletales; Suillaceae
Exons: 10
Coding region: 245-1972 (575 amino acids)
Biological process (GO): transmembrane transport; metal ion transport
Cellular component (GO): membrane
Molecular function (GO): magnesium ion binding; cobalt ion transmembrane transporter activity; cobalt ion binding
Source: RefSeq, a predicted model, not a curated record